Gossypium raimondii (Peruvian cotton) is the source of this 4527-nucleotide messenger RNA. RefSeq lists its product as uncharacterized. The record is from RefSeq and is a predicted model, not a curated record. The transcript is spliced from 16 exons. The coding region runs from base 159 to 4247 and encodes 1362 amino acids. NCBI's taxonomy places the organism in Eukaryota, Viridiplantae, Streptophyta, Magnoliopsida, Malvales, Malvaceae.
CGAAAAAUAAAGAAUGAGCUGCCUGCAAAAUGUAAAUUCAAAAGUCCCAUUUCCAACGCGACAUUUGCCGCACAAAGCCACUGAAACACCAGAAAACCAAAAUGCACUUAAAUUUCUGAACCCUAAUUCCCAAUCUCCCCUCUCGCUUCUUAGCAAGAAUGGCCUCCAAAUUCCCCGACGAACCACCACGCGAUACGCAGGGAACGGACAAAGGAAGCAUCGCGCUCAGGGAGAAACGGUCGCGGCGCGUUAGCUUCGCCGACCGAGAGAUCACCUCAAUCCACAUCUUCAAGCGCGAUGAUGAGUACGAGACCCCGCCAGACUCUACUCCGAAGCAGGCCUCUGAAACGGAAAAGGAAGUAACUGAGCUCUUUAGGGAUUUGGUGGAUAGUGAUGACUCCACCAGUGGUGGCGACGACGAGGAUGACAACGACGACGUUAUGAGUGCCGGAAAGUUGUUCUUGAGGCCGAUAGACACGCCAUCUCCUGGUGGAAGUAGCACAGUUGGAUCUGCUACCUCCAAUGAUGAUGAUAAUUUUUUUGGACCUGUGUCUGCAAACUUUAUUCGAUCUGGAAGGUUAUCUGAUUCUGCUGCUUCAGAUGAUAACCAUGAUAUCACAAUGGAUUCGACAACAUUUUCGAUGCAUUUUCGCAGCAUUGCACGAUCAGAAUCAGGAGAUUUCGAUACUUCAACGGGAGUUCCUCUUCCAUCUGAAGAAAAGACUCCUUUCCAAGCUAGAACAUCUUCUGAUCUGGAAAGUUCUAUGGUGUUAACAAAAGUGGGGAAACUAAAGUCUCCAUUGGCUGUACCUAUUAAUGGAGGUUCCAAUGACAUGAGUAUUGUUGGAGAAAGCAUGCAUCGGUAUGAUUAUGGGAGGCUCCCUCCUGCAUUAGAAGCACUCUUGGCUAAAGGCAGUGAAUUUAAUGCCAUCCCUGCUUCUCGUUCUGUUAGGCCAAAAUUAUUAACAAGUGCUGUAUCUCAUGGUAAUGGUAAUGGUAAUGACUGCACGGAACCCUUGCAUUUUGGGGAUUCAGAGCUCUGCACCCGUAAUAAUAAUGAUAUUUCGGGUAAGGGCACUUCUAUUGCUCAUAACUCACUGGUUGAGGCAACGAGUGAUACAACAACCACUCUUGCAGCUAAAAUUUUGCGUGACUGCUCGUCAAACUCAAAGGAUAGUCCAGUUGCUGAUGAUUUUGUUGAUCAUCAAACUCCUAAGCAGCUGAACAAAGGAGACAAUGAGAAUUCUGAAGUUCAGUCUGGAACACGUGUGUUGAAUUUGGAGUCCAUUGCUAUCACUAAUGGUACUCCAGUGAACCGGAGCAGUGAAGCUUUUCAGUUAGAGUUGGUCAGACAUUUUGAAAAUGGAAAUCAGCUGCCAACUAUUGAUGGGCUGAACGAAAAUUUUCCUCAGCUGCAUGGAUCUCCAUUAGCGGGGUCCAUACAUUCAUUAUCUGCUAAAAGACAACAAAUUCUUCUGGAUACUACUAAUUCACCCAGACGUAUGCUAUUUGUUACUCCUUCACCAAAGCAAUCAGGUUCUGUUUUGAGCAAGGGAAGUAUAAAUGAAGGUGGGACUGUGGCUUCCAUUCUGAAAAGUAAUUCUGAGUUAAAAAUUCCAGAGCCUUCUUCCUGUGCUUCUGCUUUCAGUGAUGGAGGUCCAAAGUCAAAACUUGGAUCAUCAGAGUCCCUUACUUCUAGAGCUUUGUCAUUCAACACAAUCAUGGAGGAAAUGAAUGAGGAUCUUCAGUGCCAACAGGAAAAUGCCUUCACUAAUAAUGGAGAGGAGAAGUUGUCUGGUGUUGGUCUGAAGCAGGGGGAGAAAGAUUGCAGUGGUCUUGGAACUCCAAAAAACGUUAGUAGUUUGAGCCAAGAUGGAGAGACCACAGGACUUGCAAAAGAUGAAUAUAAUGACAAAUCUACUGAAAUAAUGGCUAAAAUUACUUCACCUUCUAAGUUCACUCACUCAGGAAAGAAAGCGACAAAUCAUUCGUUGACACCAGUAGAUUCCGCAGAUGCCGCACUAGUAGCUUCCACUUUUAAUUCCUCGCCAAAGGAUAUUGCACGUGAAAUAAGCAAAGAUAAGAGAGAUACUGAUACACUUUAUAAGCUUGUUUCUCCUCUAGUGAAUAGGUUAACUGAGAAGUUGUCAUCAUCAACGGGGCAUAAAGAUAGUCUGUUUGGCAGUUUAAAGCUUCACAAUGAGGAUAAUAUUGCCAUUAUUUCUAGACAAGAGUGCAACUCGGUAGAAACCGUUCCUAGCAGUAACAAUUUAACUGCAAAAGCUGAAAACAGAACACCACCAAGUGCACCGCUUGUUGACUGUUUAAUAAACACUUCUGCAGUAAAAGUGGUGGAUGAAAGAGAAAGUAAUGGAUUUGAUUUGCAGAAUACUUUCUCAACCUCAAUGAACUUCCCUGAGGGGCCCAUCAGGAAGCUGCAGUCAGGAGGCCCAGGGAAAAAUACCCAGACUGCAGUUGAAAGAACCCAGUCCAGUGAACAUUUUAUCGAGGAACAGAUGCAAGCUUCUGUUUAUGCUUCCCCAGAUGCACAUGCAAGGAAAAAUGAGAGGUCGCCUCAAAAGAGCCCCUUUAGAAAGAAGCAAACUCAGAGUCCCACUUCAAAAGAUCCAAGUCUAUGCCCCUGCAGGAAAGAAAUGCAUAAUGCAUUACAUGGUGACAAUAUGCAACUCUCUGUUGCAAAAGGUGUGGUAUCUCUUAACUGCAGUCCAAAUGUACACAGGAUUGAUGACUGUCUUCGAAGAUCUAACCCUAGUCCUGUCCAAGACAUCCAGAACAUUUCAAAAAGAAAAAGGACUAGUGAAGAAGUAGCUUGUGUAGAUGUGCAACAUUCAGAUAAUAAUAUCCAAAUGCAGCAUGGUCUGAAAUUUUGUAAAGUUGGAGAGAAAAAUAUGGACCACACAUCAGAAUAUUCUUAUGGAAGUAACAUAGAAAAUGAAAGGAUUGAAGGUGUCAAGAUAUUGAUGAAUCAGACUGAUAUUUCUCUCAAACUAUCAGCAGAUACAAAUCAGCUACUGUCUCCAUGUUUUGAUAAACUAAAUAUAAAAAUGAUAAACAAGUUGGAAGAUAAAUUGCUUCAUCAGCAGAAGGUUAAUAUAUUAGAGUUGCUUUGUUCUGAAAUCCAAUCCCAGCUUUGCUCACAGUCAUACAAUGAAUCCUGCAAUAUUCUACAUAAAAGGGUAGCUGAAACAAGACAAUUGCUCUAUAGAAUAGUCUAUGGAAAGGCUAAAAUGCAGUUGAUGCAUGUGAAGCGUGAAAGAUUGCUGAAACAGGUAGAGUUACUAAGAACCGGAGUUCGGAAGUCUCAAAUGUUGAAGUUAAAUUGUGCCAAACAUCAUUCUGUUUCUGCUGAAAAGGACACUAAACUUGGCGAUAAUUCAUGUUCAGUUACAUUCUUGGACAACCUUGAGGGAGCCGGUGGUAAAGUUAGCACAAUGAAGCGUGAAGUUGAAGCUCUGGAAAAGAAAAUAAAAAAUUUAACCAAGUCUUUUGACAUUUACUGCAAGAUAAAAGGAGAACAGAGUUCUUCUGGCACUAUUGAAUUGGUCAAUGAUCAUCUAAAGAAGAGAACUUGUUGCAGAUUUAUACGCCAGGAUAUUCAAUUGUGGGAGGUUGACAAUUUGCAGAACAGGAAUGGCCAUCACAAUAUUGUUCUCAACUACCGUGGGUUUAUCAGUCAGAGUCUCACGUUAAAUACUGGUCGAGGUUCAAGCAUUUUUGUUGCAAACAAAUUGAAUGAUAUGAACAUCAGUAAGAACUUCCCAAACAUGGAUGCUUGCUUUGCGUUUCGUUUUGUCUUUAACCAUGAACCGACAAAGAAGUAUGUUGGCCCCAAAAGUUUGGCACAGGAAACACAAAGAACCUGUUCACUUUUAAGAAAUUUGCUUGAUGUGGUUGAGGAAGUACGGAUAGCACGGUUAGAGAUUAGAAAUAUGACUCUAAAUAGCUUUAAUUCUCCAUCAGCUAAGCAGCUGGAUUUGCAGUUUGCUUUCAUUGAUUUUGACAGUGGUGUAAAGGUGACAAUGACUCUUGACAUGACUUGUUUGAACUGUGGAGUUUAUCCUUCAGAUAUCCUACCUUAUCAGUUACAGACUUCUGCCACUGGGACCGAAAGCCUAGCACUCUCAGCUGAAAUUAAAGCAGCGGUUGGGAACCUUAGAUCUGGAUAUUCGAGGAUUAUAAGGAUCUGUAGGUGUGUUUCCCAGGUGAUUCAAUCUUCAGGCAGGUGAUGAGGGUUUCUAGCAUCUUAAAGAAGACAGGAGGGACAUCAACAAUUUGUUGGAGUCCUUUCAAUAUUUGCUUGUGUGAGCAUGAAGUUUCUCUGUAAAUUGUAUUCUGCAUGUUACAACUUGCCCUGACAUCCUUAGUAAGUCAUGAUUACAUUUCUUUCUCAAAUUUGUGGAACAAUUUUUUGUGGUUGUGUAAAUCUUUGUCCUGGGGCACCUUAAAGUAGCCUGUUUAGCUGAACCCGAUGAGUUUGAAGUAAAAUGAACUCUUUUAGCAGGCUAA